AUGCCCGAGUUCGUCAACGUUCCCACUUAUACCAAAGAAUUUCACCACGAGCCCUACGAGGCAAUCUCCCCUACUCGUCCUGAGCUGUCGACCAAGGGGAAGAAUGUUAUCGUCACUGGCGGAGGAGGAGAGAUUGGAGCGGCCAUUGCUCUGACUUUCGCCCAGUCUGGCGCUUCAAGCAUCGCCCUUUUGGGACGUACCGAGGCGACUCUGCUGAAGACCAAGCAAGCCAUCGACUCAAAAUAUCCCGAGACCGCUGUCCACAUCAUCACGGCCGACGUCGCUGACGAGGCAUCUGUCACAGCUGCUCUCAGCAAGUUUGCGUCUGUUGCGGGCAAGAAGCUUGACAUUCUUGUUGCUAACGCUGCGGUUCUGCCUGAUCCGGGAACGCUGCUGGGAACCGAAUCAUCUCUGUGGUGGUCCGGAUUCGAGAUCAACGUCAGGGGGCAGUUCAAUCUCGUCCGAGCGUUUGUGCCUCUGGCUGAGAAGAAUGCAACUGUCAUCAACGUGACGUCUUCAGUCGCACAAUUCCCCUUUGUUCCCGGGUCCAGCAGCUACCACGGAUCCAAGCUGGCGGGCGUCAAGAUUUUCGAUUAUCUGCAUUUCGAGAAUCCCGAUUUGAGGGUCCUGCAGUUCCACCCCGGCGUGGUGCAGAGCAGCAUGUCGCAGAAGUCGUUUGAUACUGGCAUCCCACGGCCUGUCAUGGAUUCCCCUUUCUUGCCUGGCGCUUUUGCCGUUUGGUGUGCCAGCGCUGAAUCGGAGAGCCUGCGAGGCAAGUUUUUGUGGGCAAACUGGGACGUGGAGGAGCUCAAGGACAAGGUCAAGACAUUUGAAGGCGCUCCGCAGCUGUCAUUUGGCCUCCUUGGCUGGCCGUAA
Trichoderma aggressivum f. europaeum is the source of this 876-nucleotide messenger RNA. RefSeq lists its product as uncharacterized. Bases 1 to 876 code for a protein of 291 amino acids. The transcript has 2 exons. Lineage: Eukaryota; Fungi; Ascomycota; Sordariomycetes; Hypocreales; Hypocreaceae. Gene Ontology annotation, molecular function: oxidoreductase activity. Gene Ontology annotation, cellular component: cytosol. The record is from RefSeq and is a predicted model, not a curated record.